AUCCAAACAAUCCGGAAUUUAACAAACGCCUCGUCAGGAAACUAUCGUACGAGUAGCCAACAGAACGUUUUCCGCUAUAGUUACAAUGGCUUUAUAUUCUCUCAGUUUUGUACAGAUUGAAAUUGUACAUUUUCCAUAAAAGCCCUGUUCUCGUUCUAGAAAUACGUUAGUUCAAACGCUCCAAAGUGCGAUCUGCAGAUAUAAUUUUGCAAAGUUGGAAACCCCGAAGUAGGCUAUAAGGCCUACCUUGAUUGAACCCUGCGGGUCGAAUUCGAAUGCGCGAUCAUUAAAAACUAAACUUUCCUUAUUUGCCCAAAGAUCUAAUUUUCCUCGUAAUAAUGAUGCUUAUGAAUAUGAUGCGAGCUGACUCGGCGAUGCGAUAAGAAUGCGAGUUUUGGCACCUGUUGAUAAGUGCCACCUCCAGCCAACUAUGGUAGUGGGUACCUGCGUGUAUUUGCAGAUGUAUUUGGAUAAUAACCGCUUUUUACUAUAAAUACGCGAACCGAAUCUGAGGUCGGCACAGUUAACUUUUUAGCAAAGUCAAACUACCUCAACAAUCUCACCAUGUUCUUCCGUUACUUCUUGGCCCUGUGCGUCGUCGCACUCUUCUCCGUCGUCAUCCACGCCAGCGCCGAGGAGGACGUCGUCGACUCCACCCAGGUCGAGGACCGCGCCAACCCGGCCGCGAAAGUCGUAGCCAAGAUCAUCGGCUCCCUGUUCACCGGUGCCGCCGCCAGCUGCCUGGGAGAGGCCGCCUCCAACUGCAAGAGCCACUGGAAGAACCCCGGCAAGGCCAUCAGCUGCGCCAAGAACUUCCUCAAGGCCAACAAGGGCCGUUGCGCCGUCGGCAAAUAGGCCAACGACGCCACCAUCCUCUACUUUUGACAACAUAGAUCGAAUAUAUGGCUUUUAAUUGACAUAAAACGCAUACUUUCCAAACCAAUUACAUCAUGAUUUUUUAUACGGAAUAUUUCUCAAUAAACUAUAACUUAUUAUAAAACUUAACAUUUCCUCUCACUUUUGGCGAUUCUCCCAUUCUUUGCAUUUUAUCCGCAUACAAGGAAACUGUAUCUCGGCAAAUCCCAGAUUAGGCAUGCAUGACAUUCUGCUAACGGAUAGCAGUAUUAGCAGUGAAACUUGCAGCUCUUGGAAUAGUCACUAAAACCGCACCGAUAAGGUUCACUAUAACUGCAAUAGAGGACGACGACUACCAUAUAAAUAUUCGGCUCGCCGAGCGACGAGAUGUAGAAGUGCAAUUGCUUUCCUUUGAACAGUACAACCGAGGAAAUCGCUCAAAAAUGUUUCCAAAAUACUGUCUGACUUUCUGCAGCUUUGUCCUUCUCGUCGCCGUCGCUUCGAGUAGCCAGCAGGUGCAGAGCCACGAAGACAAAGUUAAUAACGUACAAAAUACGGAAUUGAGUAAAGAUUCGGUCGAAGCUCGAAAUCCCGCACUAGCAAUAGCUGUGAGGAUAUUGCAACAAGCAUUCAGAUGGGCCGCGAAACAUUGCUUGAGACAAGCUGCCAACAACUGCAGGCAGCACUGGAAGAACCCGAAAGCUCUCGUUAACUGUGCGAGAGGAUUUUUAAGAGCCAAUAAAGGACGAUGCGUAGUUGGAUAAACGCAUUUAUAAUCAACCAGUUAUGCAGCAUUAUGAGAAAACCGAUGAUGUGCAUUAUAUUUUAUUGAGAAUAGCAUACUUUACAUUUAAUAUGCAAUAAACAUAUGCGACUGGACUAAAUAAGUAAAAAAAUAUCACCCCUUAAA
Messenger RNA from Nasonia vitripennis (jewel wasp), 1765 nucleotides. RefSeq lists its product as uncharacterized. NCBI's taxonomy places the organism in Eukaryota, Metazoa, Arthropoda, Insecta, Hymenoptera, Pteromalidae. The record is from RefSeq and is a predicted model, not a curated record. The transcript is spliced from 4 exons. Bases 565 to 855 code for a protein of 96 amino acids.